This is a messenger RNA of Drosophila albomicans, 11141 nucleotides long. RefSeq names its product E3 ubiquitin-protein ligase TRIP12 (gene ctrip). The transcript has 12 exons. Gene Ontology annotation, molecular function: ubiquitin protein ligase activity; zinc ion binding. The record is from RefSeq and is a predicted model, not a curated record. Gene Ontology annotation, biological process: regulation of double-strand break repair; DNA damage response; proteasome-mediated ubiquitin-dependent protein catabolic process. NCBI's taxonomy places the organism in Eukaryota, Metazoa, Arthropoda, Insecta, Diptera, Drosophilidae. The coding region runs from base 352 to 9414 and encodes 3020 amino acids. Gene Ontology annotation, cellular component: nuclear speck.
GUGUGACCUGCGCUGUUCGACGGCAGUGUCGGAGUCAGAGUUUUGUUACGUGUAGAAAAAUAAUAAAAGCUCUGUGAAAAUUGUGCAAAUCAUUCUAAACCGUUAACCAAAAGCACAAAACUCGGCUCGAAGUAAAAACUGUUAACGCCCCGUGAUCUAAAAAGAAUACAUAUAAUCGAAAUAAAACCAAGAGAAACUGAAAUUGUGUGCAAGGAAAAUUCGGCUUGUGGCUCAUUAAAAGUGUUUUUGUUUUGUUUAGUGUAGAAUUUAAACAAAAUUACAAUUGCAAACAAUAUUUUGUGUAGUUGGCAUGUUAAGUGAGUUCGAUGCCAGUGCGGUUAAGUGUCGUCUAUGGCCGAGUCCGUUAAAAGUCAAACGCUCUCUGCAUUGACGGAGGGGCAGCACGACGGUAGUACAAUAACAUCAAAUUCACAACGCCAGUACACCACCAACAACAACAACAAUAAUAGCAACCAUAAAAGCAGCAAGAAACGAAAUUCAACGCCUGCAAAUUCGACUUUGACAAUAUCAUCCUCCGUCGUCGCCGCCUCCGCACUUCGUUCGCGAAGCAAGGGUCGCAACCUUGCUCAAACAUCCACCCCAACAACAACAACUACGAUUACAACACCAGCAAGAACCAACAAAAAUAAUAAUAACAAGAAAUCUGCAUCUCAAGAACUCUCACGUUGCUCCACUGCUGCAACCUUUGGCGGCAGUGUGACCAGCUCACGUUUAUCGGAGUCGCUUACCACGUCAAAUAAUAUCAACGAUACUUCGUUGUCACCAGGCAGUCGUAAGCGUCAGCAUCAACAUUACAAUAGCGGUCGUCAUUAUAGUCAUAAUCAAUCAGCUCCUGGCGGCGAUCAAUACGUGGAGUUAAACUCGCCGCUCAAGAAGCGUCGUGUUCAAAAACCGCCCACAUCAGUUAGUGAAGCAACUAGCGGCGAGUUAUCACGACUAUCAACCGGAGCUGGUGCCACACCAAGAGCAACAUCUUUGGAGAGUACACCACGUCUGGCAUCUGGCGGAGAUUGUGUCGCUCAACGCACGCGCUCCAAGACUCACACACCCGAGGAACUGCCCAGUACGAGCAGUGCAGCGCGGCUCGCUGCCAACAAUAAUAACACCAGACGGACAAGUGGAACCUGCAAUCACGUCAUUGGAGUGACACCACAGCGCGGUGCAGCUGCCCGCGCAGCAUCCGGAGGAGCAGCACGCAACAGUAGCUCUAACAGCGGCAGCAAUUUGUUGAAUUAUUAUCGCAAGACGCGCAAAGUUAGCCACACUCGUGCCAAGCCAUCAGCAUCUGAACAGCAACAACUCGAGGAUUCCAUUCAGAAAUCCUCUGCCAACGAUCGAGAGAGCAGCAGUGCCCGCUUACAGGCCAGCGGCUCAGCUGUGAUUGCUGCUGCAGCGGCUAUUGACGCCGCGGUAUCUGGUGAACGUCACCAGGGUAUCAACAGCAACAGCAACGUUGCUCUCAAGCGGCUGUCCAAGAAGGGGGGCAGCAGCAACAACAAUAAGUACACCAAAUAUCGCAAGAGUCGGCGUAAUCAUCAGCAGCAAGUGCUCACUAGGAUUGACACGACGUUGAAUAAGAUCACAUCUGACGACGAGGAUCACAUCAACGAAUACGGCAGAUUGGAAGUCGAGCAGCAUCCACUGCCUACGUCCUCAGAAGCUGAGGAAACUAAUAAAAUAGACAGUGGUGAGGUCGACGACGACGAAGACGACGUCGGUGGAUUUGACGGCGGUGCUUCCGCAACGAGCGUUGGCUUUGAAGCUGCUAUAGUUUCCACGUCAGACGCCGAAGAGGACGAGCAAGAUCCGGAUCAAAACCAGGAGCAGGACGACGACGAUCAGGAGGAAGAAGUGGAGCCAGAGGAAGAAGAAGUGGGUUUCUACGAAAUAGUUAACUCGGCGGACUCAUCGUACGAGGAGGACGCUCAAAUAGUUGCCGAAGAGGACGAGUUAAGUGAGGAGGAGGACGUCGACGAAGAGGACGACGACGAUCUUGAGGAAGAUUUCGACGAAGAAGAAGAUCUCUCAGAGGGUGAAUUCGCUGAGCAUAUUAUUGGUGAACUUGGUGGGCCGCAACAGUCUCGGCCAGCGCCUCCGCCUAUUAUCUAUCAGCAACCACGUUACGCCGCAGCAACAUUUGUGCCGCCACCAACACAACAGCAACAGCACACUGUCUACGCACAGCAGCAGCAACAACAACAUUCAUCCCUGCGACGCAGUUCACGUAGCAAAACGGGUUCCUGUGUGAGUUCCGCAGCAGCCGCACAGCAGCAGCAACAACAGCAGCAGCAGCAUCAUCUGCAGCAGCAACAUCAACUGGCAGCUGUUGUUGCGCCCGGGACGGCUGCUGCUGCCAGCCUACAACAACAACAGGGGCCCACUAAUCAAUAUCAAUAUCAUCAGCAAUUGGGUGGCAAUACCGUUGUUGUUGCUGUGCGCCAGCAGCAGCAGCAACACCAUCAACAGGCGGCAUUGCAGCAACAGCACCAGCAACUGCAUCAACAAGCGCUGCAACAGCAGCAGCAACAACGUGCCACAAUUGUUCAGCCCGGUUUUCUGUUUAGCUACCGAAGUAGCCACAACCAGCCACAACAGCAACAGUCACAGCAACAGGCAACGCCCAAGGCGACACAUAGCAGUGCAGCUUCGGAUGCAUUAACAUAUAGUUUGAUGGCACAACAGCAACAACAAACUCCAAAUGGACCGCCGCAUGCAGGUGGACAGCAAUUGACGUCAGGUUCCAAUUCAGCAAAUCUCAGCAUUGUCGCGGCGGCAUUGAGCGCCGCACGGGACUCGGCAGUUAACGUGAACAUUAGCAGCGCGGUGGGCGCAACCAGCAGCAGCACCGCUAGCGGUGGCAGCAGCAGCAACAGCAACCAGAGUGCCUCGGCUAGUGGCGGCAGCAAUGUGACUACCACAUCAUCAACCCAAUUGGCUGCUGCUGCUGCACAGCAAACGGCUGCAGCGGCGGCCACUGGUGCCGCUGCAGUAAACGCAGCUGCCGCCGCCGCUGCAGCAGCGGAUACAGAGAGCGAUGACAGCGAGGUGGGACGACUGCAGGCGCUGCUUGAGGCACGCGGUCUGCCACCGCAUCUGUUUGGGGCAUUGGGACCACGAAUGACGCACAUACUCCAUCGCACCAUUGGCAACAGCAGCACAUCGAAGGCAAAUCAGCUGUUGCAGGGCUUGCAAUCGCAUGACGAGAGCCAGCAGCUCCAAGCUGCCAUCGAGAUGUGUCAAAUGCUGGUUAUGGGCAAUGAGGAUACGCUGGCCGGCUUCCCGGUGAAGCAGGUUGUGCCGGCACUGAUUCAACUGCUGCGUAUGGAGCACAACUUCGAUAUCAUGAACAAUGCGUGCCGCGCCCUGGCCUACAUGCUGGAGGCGUUGCCCCGUUCUGCUGGAACGGUGGUAGAAGCUGUGCCCGUAUUCCUCGAGAAGCUGCAGGUCAUCCAGUGCAUGGACGUGGCUGAGCAGAGUCUGACCGCAUUAGAGAUACUGUCCCGUCGCCACAACAAGGCCAUACUGCAGGCAAACGGCAUCAGCGCUUGCCUCACUUAUCUGGACUUCUUCUCGAUUGUAGCGCAACGAGCUGCUUUGUCCAUCACCGCCAACUGCUGCCAGAACAUGCACUCCGAGGAGUUUCAUUUUGUGUCCGACAGUUUACCGCAGCUGGCCCGAUUGCUCUCGCAGCCGGACAAAAAGUGUGUGGACAGCGUCUGCACCGCCUUUUGGCGCCUCGUCGAGAGUUUCCCACACGACGGCAAACGAUUACAGCAGAUUGCAAGCCCUGAUCUACUCAAGAAUUGCCAGCAACUGCUGGUGGUGACGCCUGCCAUUCUCAACACCGGCACCUUUACCAACGUCGUUCGCAUGCUGAGCCUAAUGUGCGCCGCCUGCCCCGACCUGGCUAUCUCAUUGCUGCGCAACGAUAUUGCCGCUACAUUGCUAUACUUGUUGACGGGCAACGCAGAGCCGGCGGCUGCAAGUGCCACUCAUGUGGAACUGGUGACUCGUCCGCCAUUGGAGCUUCUGGAGUUGACUUGCCUCAUUGGCGAACUGAUGCCGCGUCUGCCGCUGGAUGGCAUAUUUGCCGUAGAUGCGCUGCUGGAUCGACCCACGCUCAAUACACAGGAUCAGGUGCAGUGGCAAUGGCGCGAUGAUCGCGGAGCCUGGCACAACUAUUCCACCAUCGAUUCGCGUCUUAUUGAGGCUGCGCAUCAGAGCAGCGAGGAUGAGAUCAACUUGAGCACUUUGGGACGCACAUAUACCGUCGAUUUCCAUGCCAUGCAACAGAUCAACGAAGACACCGGCACCACAAGGUUUGUGCAGCGCAAGCUCAAUCCCAAUUAUGUGGCGCCCGCUGCUGCCGGACAGGAUUUAAGCACAACCGGUGCUUCGGCUUCUACUUCGGCCGCAGCAAGCGGCUCCAGCAGCAACAACAACAACAAUAUCACUAGCUCCAGCGCCAACUCUGCCAACAGUAAUGCAAACCAAGCCAAACGUCGUCCCUCAUUGGAUGCGCGCAUCGCCUGCUUGAAGGAGGAGCGCGGCUUGGCUGCUGAUUUUAUUAAGAACAUUUUCAAUGUACUCUACGAGGUAUACAGCUCGUCAGCUGGUCCCAAUGUGCGUUAUAAGUGCCUGCGCGCCCUGCUGCGCAUGGUCUACUAUGCGACCCCGGAGUUGCUGCGUCAGGUGCUUAAGUAUCAGUUGGUAUCGAGUCACAUUGCCGGCAUGCUGGGCAGCAAUGACUUGCGCAUCGUUGUGGGCGCUCUCCAAAUGGCCGAGAUAUUGAUGCGCCAGCUGCCUGAUGUCUUUGGCACACACUUCAGACGCGAAGGCGUCAUUUAUCAGUUCACCCAGUUGACCGAUCCCAGCAAUCCCAUUUGCGCCAAUCCAUCACCCAAGCCACUGAGCACCAGUGGCAGUCAGCUGGCCACGCCCACAACCAAUGCAGGUGGCUCACAGAGUGCACCCGCUUCGGCGAAUAGCUUGCAAGUGAAUCCCUUCUUCAUGGACAAUGUCACAGCUCCGUCAACAGGCUCGAGCAGUGCCAGUGGCACGCCCAGCAGCUCCAAGCAUCAAUCGUACAGCGUCAAGAGUUUCUCGCAUGCCAUGAAUGCGCUCACCGCCAGUGCCAAUGCAGUGCCCAAGCAGCAGCAGAGUUCGUCUGCAUCAGCUGCUGAUGGCACUGGCUAUAAUUACAGCAGCUCGGCGCCCUCGUCGUCCGCCUCAGCGGCAACAGCAGCGGGAGGAGCAGGUGCAGGAUCAGCCCCAGCAGCGUAUUUUGUUGCUGCCACAUCAGCCACUGAUCCACGCCAGUAUCUAAACUUUCAACAACCGGCGGCGCCUUUGCCGGCAGCACAACUGGAACUGGUGCCAACGGGCAGCGGUGGUCAACAGCAGCAGCAACAGCUGUCGACGCAAGUCAUCUACAAUAGCUCCCAAGGAGUCGCUAGUUAUCAACAGCAGCAGCAGAAUUUGAUUGUGGCAUCAACCAGUGCAGCGGCGGCAAACAACAACAGCGGCAGUGGCAGUAACAAUUGCUCGUCAUCGGCGUUGCAGCACAAGAUGACGGACAUGCUGAAGCGUAAGGCGCCGCCCAAGCGCAAGUCGCAAAGCAGCGGACGCGCCAAGUCGCGACAAGAGGACUCCGCAGCAGCUGUGGCUGCUGCUAGCUCGGCUAGUUCAGCGAUGCACGAGCUGCUCAGCCGUGCCACAAGUCUCGGUAGCAACACUGGCGGUCGCAACACACCCAGCUCUGGCUCAGGAUCAGGGUCGAGCAAUUCCAAGUCGCGUUUCAGCGCCGGCAACACAAACAAUGCGAGCGGCUCCUCAACGAAAUCAUCGUUUCUGGCAUCGCUUAAUCCGGCACGUUGGGGCCGGCAAACGGCGCAUCAUCAUCACCAUCAGCAGCAACAACAGUCUUCGUCGCAUCACGGACUGACCAAAGACAACAGCGGCAGCAGCAGCAGUGGAGGAGCUUGCAGCACCUCAGCUGGCUUGGCCUACGCAGGAUCACAGCACGGCGGUGCUGCUGGCAUGAAUGCCGCAGCAGUUGCCGCAAGCAUCAGCAAGAGCAUUUCGCAUGCCAAUCUCAUUGCGGCCGCAAAUCGCGAGCGUGCCCGCCAAUGGGUGCGAGAACAGGCCAUUGAUUUUGUUAAGCGCUACACGGAGCAGGAGGCACGCCGCAGUAAGCGAGACAGUGACAGCAACUGCGGAACGGGCACUGGCGCUGGUGGCUCUGGCUUGGGGUCGUCAGCAUCGGCUGCAUCAGCUACCACGUCGCUGGCGAGUACCAGUGUACUGGAGCGGCUGUCGAGCAUUUUGCUCAAGCUAAACGGAAGUUAUCACGACUGUCUGGAUGCGCUGCUUGAGCUGAAGACAAUCCUGCUGGAAAGCGACAUAUCACCAUUUGAAGUGAACCAUUCGGGUCUCAUCAAAGCAAUGCUCAACUAUAUGACCAGCGAGUCGGGUCUGGUGGAUCGCGAUGCUCGUCUGCGCAGCUUUAUGCACGUUUUUGCCGGACUGCCGUUGGAGCCGUUGCUCCAGAAUGUUGGACAAUUGCCAACCAUUGAGCCGCUGGCGUAUGGCGCAUUUGUGGCCAAGCUGAAUGCUUGCGUCACACAAUUGGAGCAAUUUCCUGUCAAGGUGCAUGAUUUCCAAGCUGGUCCAGGUGGUCGGUCCAAUCAAAGUGCUCUGCGGUUCUUCAAUACGCAUCAAUUGAAGUGCAACUUGCAGCGGCAUCCACAGUGCAGCAAUCUGCGUCAAUGGAAGGGCGGCACCGUUAAGAUCGAUCCCUUGGCUAUGGUCCAGGCAAUCGAACGAUAUCUGGUGGUGCGCGGCUAUGGUGGCAUUCGCGCCGACUCUGAUGAUGACAGCGAAGAGGAUAUGGAUGACAAUGUGGCUGCUGUUGUAAUGACACAGUCGGGUUUCAAGCACAAGCUACAAUUCCUCAUUGGGGAGCAUGUGCUCCCCUAUAACAUGACCGUCUAUCAGGCUGUCAAACAGUUCUCGCCGCUGGUCAAUGAGCAACACGAAACGGACAACGAAUCCGAGAUGCUUUUAGGCAACAGCAGCAUUUGGGUGCAACAGCAUACUAUUUACUAUCGUCCAGUGGAAGAGGAGGGCAUUGGCUCCGGAGCGAACAGCUCUUGCAGCAGCAGCAGCAAUAACCAGGUUCAUGGCCAGCACAAGGCCAGUAGUGGCAGCAACACGUCCAGUUCAUCCCACGUGGCUACCUCAUCAUGCUCCUCAUCGUCCUCGGCAGCCACAUCGAGUGGUGGCAAAAAAUCGCACAAAUCUAGUAGUAAAUUCAUGCGCAAAAAGACGGAGCUCUGGCACGAGGGCAUCGCUCCAGCUUUAUUGUCGCCACUGAAACAGUUCCUGAGCAGCUGUUUGCCCCCCGAUGUGGUAACUGUGCAGGAUGCUUCAUUGGAUGCCCUUUGCAUGUUGCGAGUCAUACACGCCCUCAAUCGUCACUGGGAGCAUCUCUACGGUUGCGUUGUGCGCCAGAAUAUUAUUCCCCAGUCUGAGUUUGUACAUCCGAAGAUCACGGCAAAGGCGAAUCGACAGCUGCAGGACCCACUGGUCAUUAUGACUGGCAAUCUACCACAAUGGCUGCCUCAGAUUGGCAUGGCUUGUCCCUUCCUCUUCCCAUUCGAGACGCGACAUUUGCUCUUCUAUGCGACCAGCUUUGAUCGGGAUCGUGCUCUACAACGCCUUUUAGACACAACACCAGAUCUGAAUGCAGCCGAAUCAUCGGAGCGUGUUGCUCCACGUCUCGACAGACGCAAGCGGGCUAUUUCACGUGCCGAACUGCUCAAGCAGGCGGAACACAUACUCCAGGACUUCGGCAACUCGAAGGCUCUGCUCGAGAUUCAGUACGAGAAUGAAGUGGGCACUGGACUGGGACCCACUUUGGAGUUUUAUGCUCUCGUCUCGGCUGAAUUGCAGCGCACUGAUCUUGGACUCUGGAAUGGCAGUGACAGUUAUCGCCACAAUUCAUCCAAUAUUGCGGAUGUUGUCAAGUCAUCUAGCGCAAUGCUGCACAUUGAGGAUGCGUCUGAAGCAACCAGCGAAGUGGCAACUGCAGCAACUACUCUGGUUAGCAGCACCACCACCACAACAGCCACCGCACAUUUGACCCGCUCGAGCAGUCGCAGCAAUGCCCUGCGCAACCAACAGCAACAGCAGCACCAGGCGGAGCACAGCUCUACCAGUGCAGGAACUAAUGAUAACGCUUUAAAUAUGAUCAUUGCACAGCAGUAUAGUGAUAUGGCUGCCACCGACGGCGGCAGCACAACAACAGCAAACGCAUCGCAAGUGCUCGACCAACAGACAACAACAACCACAGUCACAACGACGACACCAAUGGGAACAACAAUUGCCACAGCCACCUCAAUGGUUAGCUAUGUGCACACUGCACACGGUUUAUUCCCGCUGCCGUUGGGCAAAUCCUCCAAGUUGCCACAGAUGACCAAAGCCAAAUCGAAAUUCAAAUUCCUGGGCAAGUUUAUGGCCAAGGCGGUGAUGGAUAGCCGCAUGUUGGACUUGCCGUUCUCAUUACCCUUCUAUCGCUGGCUGGUCAGCGAGGAGCACUCAAUUGGCCUGGCUGAUUUGUUGCGUGUGGCACCCGAGGUACAAAGCACUUUGGUGCGACUACAAGAUAUGGUGCGACAGCGCGAGGACAUUGAAUCCGAUGCUAAUUUAAAUUCCAUAGAGAAAAGCGAGAAGAUUGAGCAACUGGACUUGGAUGGUUGUCCAAUAGCUGACUUGGGGCUGGACUUUGUGCUACCAGGACAUGCCAAUAUUGAACUAUGCCGUGGCGGACGGGAUACGCCCGUUACCGUGCACAAUCUCCAUAAAUACAUUUCGUUGGUCACUUACUGGUUUCUCAUCGAGGGCGUGCAAAAACAAUUCGAGGCUCUGCGAGAGGGUUUCGAUUCAAUUUUCCCCAUACAACGUUUGCGCAUGUUCUAUCCAGAGGAGCUGGAGUGCGUCUUUUGCGGUUCGGGCAGCGAACAGCAUCAACGCUGGGAUCUCAAAAUGCUGCAGGACAGCUGCCGCACUGAUCACGGCUUCCAUCAGGAAUCUCAGGCCAUACAAUAUUUGUAUGAGAUUCUCGCCUCAUACAAUCGUGAUGAGCAGCGCGCAUUUUUGCAGUUCGUGACUGGAUCACCGCGUCUGCCGACUGGGGGAUUCAAGGCACUCACCCCGCCUCUAACCAUUGUGCGCAAGACGUUGGAUGGGAAUCAGAAUCCCAAUGAUUAUCUACCAUCUGUGAUGACCUGUGUCAACUAUCUAAAGUUGCCGGACUACUCCAAUCGCGAUGUGAUGCGGCAGAAACUGAAAGUGGCUGCCAACGAAGGCAGCAUGUCGUUCCAUCUAUCUUAAGAAGGACAGCAAGCAAGACAUGAGGAUGAAACAUGCAACAAGCAAACCACAUGGGAAAACAAAUCCACAACAAUAAGAAAACUUUAAUUCAUAUUCAAGACAUACAAAACAAGCCUUUUCUAUAUCCUACUCAAUCCAAUGUAUCUAUACUAUAUAUAUGAUAUGUAUAUAGAUGGGGGAUUUGCGUAAACACGCACGCACACCCAACACACACACGCUCAUCAUUUUGCCGGAUAGCAGGAUAAACCCAAUCAAACCGCAAUAUCAGCAACAACAACAGGAGUAAAACAACAACAAUCACUUAUGCAAUCAAUUCUAGUGCUUAACUUAUCCUAUGCAAUUUAUCAUCAAUCUUUCUCUUUAACCGCCGCACCCAAUCCCACAGUCAACUGGCCAAAUUUCGAUAUAUAGCAAAUAUAUUUUGUAACAUUCUCAAAUUGCAUAACUUAUGUGUUGGUCGCGUCACUCCCACUUAUAUAAAAACUAUAUAUAGAUAUGUAUUUAUAUAUAUUAAUAAUAUAUAUAGUGUUCAUACUACAAAAGAUCAAGAAUUGAAAAUGCUAUUGAAUAAAAUAAUUAGUACAUCGCUGAAAACAAAAACUAUAUAGAAAGAGGCGGCGUAGAAGCUAAAGCAAGAGCUGCUAGCAAAACCCCCAUUGUUCUUUAUUUAGUUCUGAAAAAUUCAAGUUGGCUUAUAAUUCGCCUAUAGUUACAAAUGAUUUGUUUUUUAUUUUUUUUGAAAUUUCAUUAAGUUUUUUGUUGGAAAAGCAUAAGCAUUAUGUAUGAGCAUAAUAUUUAUAUCUGUAACUGAUGGAAACGCUUAGAAGCUGAGGAAAUGAGAACAACGCGGCAAUUUCUCCUCUAAUCUUAUAUAUGUAGAAAUAGAUUAAAUUCAGAUGAUAAUGGAAAAAUAAAUGAAAUAAGAACGCCCACCCUUGAAAAAAUUAAAAUUAAUAAUAGAAAUAAAAUCUAUACAUAUACAUAUAUAUAUAAAUAUAAAAUAAUUAUACAAUUUAAUGAAUAAUUGAUUGUGUAUCUACCAUGCCUCUAAAGCAAAUAUUCUGCAAGCUGUGUUAAUCUAUCAUAGCAAAAAAGCCACAAAUAUAAAAUAAAAUAAAGAAAAGUAAACAUAAACAUAGAGUGUGGAACGAAAGCGAAAGUAAAUCAAAUACAACUGAUGAAAUUGAUCUAAUGGAAAAUUCAAUUAAAAUCGUCAAACAAAAAUGGACAGAUUGAAGUUGACUCUAGCGUUUAGUUCACAUUUUCAUACAAACUAUAUCUAUACAUAAAUACGUACAUAUAAAUAUUUACAUAUAUACACGUACACAUAUACAUAAACUGUAAUUGUAAUUGUAUUUAACGAUUAUUAACUUUGUGUUUUCGUUUAAACAAAACUAAUAAAUCGAAUUGCGUAAUCGAUCUAAAGAAUUGAAUAAUGAAAUCUACGACCGAUUAUUGACUUCUGCAGUACUGAUUGAUUUAUGAUCCCAAUGAUGAUAACGAUUAAUAUUAUGAGAAACAACAAAAGAUUAUAAAAUGCAUCAAGAUAUCAAUACAAAUUAAAUUGAAUAAAAUCUAGUGUUUAAAAUUAUCAUUAUAAUUACAAAAUAGUUACAACAUAAACACAGCAACAAUUGCUUUACAAUAACAAAUGAAACCAACAGCAGCGACAACAACAACAACAUCAAAUGCAAAUAAAACUGAAGAGAAAAAAAUACGACAAUUAA